Messenger RNA from Charadrius vociferus (killdeer), 1229 nucleotides. It is a transcript of the gene PSTPIP2, whose product is annotated as proline-serine-threonine phosphatase interacting protein 2. Gene Ontology annotation, cellular component: plasma membrane; actin filament; cytoplasm. The record is from RefSeq and is a predicted model, not a curated record. Gene Ontology annotation, biological process: actin filament polymerization. The transcript has 15 exons. NCBI's taxonomy places the organism in Eukaryota, Metazoa, Chordata, Aves, Charadriiformes, Charadriidae. Gene Ontology annotation, molecular function: actin filament binding. The coding region runs from base 1 to 1005 and encodes 334 amino acids.
AUGCGGGAGGCGCGGUUCAGGGACCACUUCUGGAGCACGGAUCUGACAAGCACAGUUGGCUAUGACAGCAUCAUUCAACAUCUGAAUGAUGGCAGGAAGAACUGUAAAGAGUUUGAAGACUUUUUGAAGGAAAGGGCGAUUAUAGAAGAAAAAUAUGGCAAAGAGCUCAUUAACUUGUCAAAGAAGAAGCCCUGUGGGCAGUCGGAGCUGAACACGCUGAAGAGAUCCCUGGAUGUUUUCAAGCAACAGAUAGACAAUGUGGGGCAAGGUCACAUCCAGCUGGCGCAAACCCUUCGGGAGGAAGCAAAGAAAAUGGAGGACUUCAGGGAAAAACAAAAACUGCAUCGCAAAAAGAUAGAGCUGAUAAUGGAGGCGAUUCACAAAAACAGGAAUUUGCAGUACAAGAAGACCAUGGAGGCCAAGCGGCUCUACGAGCAGCGCUGCAGGGAUAAGGACGAGGCGGAACAGGCUGUGCACCGCAAUGCCAACCUGGUGACACAGAAGCAGCAGGAGAAGCUUUUCCUGAAGCUGGCUCAGUCAAAGUCGGCUCUGGAGGACUCUGACAGGAGUUACCAGCAGAGUGUUACCACACUGGAGAAGAUCCGGGAAGAAUGGCAGAAAGAGCACAUCAAAGCUUGUGAGUUCUUCGAGACUCAGGAGUGUGAGCGGAUAAACUACUUCCGCAAUGCCCUCUGGCUUCAUGUCAACCAGCUCUCCCAGGACUGUGUCCAGAAUGAUGAGAAAUACGAGGAAAUCCGCAAGAGUUUAGAGAUGUGCAGCAUUGAGAAGGACAUUGAUUUUUUUGUAAAUUUACGCAAAACUGGAAGUUUGGCCCCAGCUCCUGUUGCUUAUGAAAACUACUAUAAUACACAGAGAAAUGCAACUCCUGUGAGAAGCCCAGUUCCUGUAGCUAUAUCAAGGAGAGGACCUCUGCCUACCCCGACCAGUGCGCCAGGUGAGGCUGAUUAUGCCACCGUUGAUGGCUACAGCUUGAUACAUCACUAAUAGCCACUGUUCUCCAGGCAGAAGACACUGUUGGUCUGGCCAGUGUGGCAAGGUUGAUGUUUCCAGUUAUUCCCAGCCACACAGAGCUGAAGUGCUUCUCCAUUUUAAGAAAGUAUUUGAGGACUCUGACAAUUAUUUGUACAUUCAGAACGUGCCUACUAAAAAUCUGUGCCUUUGAUCAGCAAACUCCUCGGACAGAUACGCCAUCUUCACACUCGGGAAGA